UAAUCAACUUCAAUUAAAAAAAAAAAAAACCACCCAAGAUUUUCUCUAAAUUUCAACAAUGGCCAAUGAUCAAAAAUACCAACAAUCAUAUCCACUAGCACCAUCAAGUGUUAUGCCUAGAAGUGAUGCAGAAUUUGCAACAAAUAAUUUCCAAUCAAAUUAUAAUCAAAGAAGGAAGAACAAAAUCAGAAGUAUUUUUCUCAUCACAAUUUUCCUAAUUGGAAUUAUUCUUCUAUUUUCCUUCACUUUCCUUCGAAUUAAAAUGCCGAAAAUGAGGCUCGAAAAUAUCACAAUAUCAAACGAUGGCGAUGGCAGAAUUAUUUUCUCCGCGCAAGUUUAUCUAAGGAAUCGAAAUUUUUGGCGCUACGAUUAUGAUAGUACCUUAGGUACUAUUAAUACUGCAGGGGGUGCAACUAUUGGACAGUUUGUUAUUCCUGAUGGUGAAAUACGACGUCGUUCGACGAAAAAAAAUUAUGUUAUGGCAAAUAUUAAUUUGCCUUCAAGACUUAAUAAUACUUCUGGGGUUUUGCCAGUUAUUAGUGAAGCUAAGAUGAGAGGUAAAGUGAAAGUGUUUAGGGUAUUUAGGUGGAAAAAAACUGCAGAUUUGAAUUGUAAAAUGUCAAUUAAUUUGACUAUUAGUGCAAUUCAGGAUCUUGAUUGUGAGUGACAAUAAUUAAUAGAUUUUUUUUUUUUUCUUUUUUGAAGUCUUACCAAGCUACAUUUAUGUAUUUAUAAUUUUCUUUUGGUUAUAGUGUUGUAUGUAUAUCCAUUAUCUGAUUUUCCUUUGUGUAGAUAUGAUGAUUUGAAAGAUUAUAAGACAUGUCGUUUUUGUUUUUCCA
Messenger RNA from Capsicum annuum, 839 nucleotides. RefSeq lists its product as uncharacterized. The record is from RefSeq and is a predicted model, not a curated record. The transcript has a single exon. The coding region runs from base 59 to 667 and encodes 202 amino acids. Lineage: Eukaryota; Viridiplantae; Streptophyta; Magnoliopsida; Solanales; Solanaceae.